This is a messenger RNA of Episyrphus balteatus (marmalade hoverfly), 6727 nucleotides long. Its product is annotated as unconventional myosin-VIIa-like. Bases 384 to 6677 code for a protein of 2097 amino acids. The record is from RefSeq and is a predicted model, not a curated record. Lineage: Eukaryota; Metazoa; Arthropoda; Insecta; Diptera; Syrphidae. Gene Ontology annotation, molecular function: microfilament motor activity; ATP binding; actin filament binding. Gene Ontology annotation, biological process: actin filament organization; vesicle transport along actin filament; sensory organ development. The transcript is spliced from 17 exons. Gene Ontology annotation, cellular component: myosin complex; cytoplasm; vesicle.
AACAUUUGUUAUCAAAAAAUGUGUCUAAUAUUCCGAUAGCACUACCUCUCAAGCCCUCCUAUCAGUAAACUGAUAUGAGACUGAUAAACGUUUUUUUUGUUUGAAGUUAUAAAUUUAUCAAGCCAAUAUGGAAUUUAGCGAUAGUUCAAAAUUUAUUCGCACCUUUAGCUUCGGUCGGUGAAGACGUUGAAAAUUUGAAACAAAAUUUAAAAGAAAAAAAAAACAAAAAACGGAUCAAAAUUGUUGUUAAAAGUGAUCGAGUGUUUUAGUGUAAAAAAAAGUAUGACAAAUUAGAAAAGUCCAAAAUCCAAAAUUGAAAAAAAAAAGAAAAUCCAUAGAGUGUGUGCAAAUUUCAUCAUUCAUCGAUCAAAGUGGAUACAAAAAUGUCAAAUUUUAACAAAACCGAUCACGGCGAAUAUGUCUGGAUCAACCCAUCAAAAAAAGACGAAUUCGCCGUACCCACGGCAGCCCGAAUAAUUCGAACAGAUAAAGAAAAAACAUUUGUUUGUGACGAUGAAGGCCGUCAAUUUUGGAUACCCUCAUCACAAAUACUCAAGGGCAUGCACUUAUCAUCCCAAAAUGGCGUCGAAGAUAUGAUAACACUGGGUGAUUUGCAAGAAUACGCUAUUCUACGUAAUUUGUAUAUUCGUUACAAAAACAAACAAAUUUAUACCUACACAGGUGCCAUGUUGGUUGCCAUUAAUCCGUAUGAAGUUCUAUCAAUUUACACAAAUCGCGAGAUAGCACUUUAUCGCGGCCGCAAGUUGGGCGAAUUGCCGCCGCAUAUAUUUGCGAUAAGUGAUAAUGCUUUUCAGCAAAUGAGGCGAGAAUCGAUGAAUCAAUGCGUUGUGAUAAGCGGCGAAUCGGGAGCCGGCAAGACGGAAAGUACAAAGUUGAUAAUGCAAUAUUUGGCUGCAAUCAGUGGCAAGCAUUCAUGGAUUGAGCAGCAGAUUAUCGAGGCGAAUCCAAUUAUGGAGGCUUUUGGCAAUGCCAAGACCGUGAGGAAUGAUAACUCUUCGAGAUUUGGCAAAUACAUUGAUAUAAGGUUUAGUGAUACAGGGGUUAUCAAGGGUGCCCAGAUUGAACAGUAUUUGCUUGAGACCUCGAGAAUAGUUUCUCAGAGCAAAGAUGAAAGGAACUAUCAUAUUUUCUAUUGCAUGCUAGCAGGCUUGAGUAAAGAUGAGAAAAAGCGUCUUGAACUUCAAGAUGCCGGAAAAUACCAUUACCUAUCGCAAGGUGGGUGUUUAACGUUGGAAGGAAAGAAUGAGGCCAAAUCAUUUGCUGAUAUUCGAUCAGCUUUGCAAGUGCUCUCAUUUAAACCCGACGAAGUUUGGCAGAUUUUUUCUCUUUUGGCCGCAAUUUUGCAUUUGGGUAAUUUGAGGUUUGAGAAAACUGUCGUAAAUAAUAUUGACUCGUCGGAAAUCCACGAUAGAGUAAAUGCAGCAAGAAUUGCAAAUUUCUUGGGUGUUUCGACAACAUCGUUUUGUGAUGCUUUAACUAGGAAAACUAUCUAUGUCCAUGGCGAUAAGGUGGUAACUUCAAUUUCAAAGGAUAUAGCGAUGGAGGGGAGGGAUGCAUUUGCAAAGUCACUUUAUGGAAAAAUAUUCACUAGAAUUAUAGAUUGUAUAAAUGAGACAAUCGACAAGGAUAAGGAUACAAAACGAAUGAAAUCAAUUGGAGUAUUGGAUAUCUUUGGAUUUGAGAACUUCCCCACGAAUAGUUUUGAACAACUUUGUAUAAAUUAUGCAAAUGAAAAUCUUCAACAGUUUUUUGUGCAGCAUAUUUUUAAGAUGGAACAAGCUGAAUAUGCAGCUGAUGGUAUUGAUUGGGAAAAUAUUGCUUUCAAGGAUAAUCAAGAAAUUCUUGAUUUGAUUGCAAUUAAAUCAGUAAAUGUUAUGUCAUUGAUUGAUGAAGAAUCUAUAUUUCCUAAAGGAACCGAUGCAACAUUGCUUGAAAAACUACAUUCUACUCAUGGCUCAAGAAGUAUUUAUAUAAAACCAAAGUCCUCACAGACCCCAUUGUUUGGAAUUGUUCAUUAUGCUGGUGUUGUUAUGUAUAAUCCAAGUGGAUUCCUCGAGAAAAAUCGUGAUUCAUUCAGUAUGGACAUUCGUGAAAUGGUUGCCAAAUCUACCAACAAAUACCUCUUGAAAAUCUUCUCUUCUGAAUUACACACAGAUAUAAUGAAAAAACAAACAACCUUAUCAGUGAAGUUCCGAAAUUCGUUAGAUGCUCUUAUGAAAACGCUUUCUUCAAGUCAUCCAUUCUUUAUUCGCUGUAUCAAACCAAAUGAAUAUAAGGCUCGUAAUGACUUUGAUAGUGAACUUUGUGUUCGUCAACUUCGAUAUUCUGGCAUGAUGGAAACAGCACGUAUUCGCCGAGCUGGCUACCCAAUUCGACACACUUUUGCUGAAUUUGUUGAAAGAUAUCGACUUCUUUUGCCAGGUAUUAAACCACCUCAUAAAACCGAUUGCUUAGCGGUCGCAAAGAGAAUUUGUCAAGAAAUACUACCACCAAACUCUGACUAUCAAUUUGGCCAACGCAAGGUUUUCCUCAAGUACAUUUCCGACACAUUUUUGGAGAAUGAAAGAUCACGUAUUAUUCUCAAGUCAAUUACGCUUAUUCAACGAGGUUUUAGAAGAGUUCUCUUCAAACGAUAUUUGAAUAGGUAUCGUGAUGCGGCAAUAGUCAUUCAAAAACAUUGGCGAAGUCGGCGACUUCGACGAAACUUCUUAACCAUCCAAAAUGGUGUGCAUCGAUUACAAGCUUGCAUUAGAUCCCGUCAACUUACAUACAAAUUUACCAUGAUACGGGAAACUGUAAUCAGACUUCAAGCUCAUGCCCGAGGCUAUUUAGUUCGUAAAAAGUUCCUUACUGUGUCUUCAGAGAAACAACAAGAAUUGAAGAGGAUCAAAAUUCUUCGUAUUUUGGAAGAGAAGAAAUAUCAAAAAUCUGGCGACCGAAACUGGAAAGCUAAGGCUGAAGCUAAUUACAAUCAAAGACUUAACGAACUGAAUAAGAACUUUGUCAACUCGGUCAAUCACACAGAACCAAAAACUCCUGAAGACCAGAAUUAUAACUUUGAUUUUGAUAGUGAAGUUAAUGAAGCAUUUGGAUUCUUGGACACAGCUGAUGAGCCAUCUGGACCGAAUUACGUAAGACAUUCCAAAUUCUCAGGCGAAACAAUUCGAGUGCCAAAAAUCAAACAUACCGUUCUGAAAACAUCAGACUACAACUUUUCAAAAUUUGCAGCCACUUACUUUAACCCGAAAGCAACAAGUUAUUUUAGUAAACUUCCAUUAAAAAAGUCUUUACUACAUCAUCCUCGUCCUAAUGAUGAAAUAUCAGCACAGGCAGUUUGGAUAAUGAUCCUUCGUUUUAUGGGUGACACUGAAGAACCAAAAACUGAAGAAUUUUUCGAAGACCAAUACGAACGGCAGUCUCUAAACUCUCCCAUAAUGGAAAGACUUGUAGCAAACUUAACUAAAAUCAACGGUCAUAGUCUAACAGACAUACAAAAAUGGGAAGCUAUGGAAAUCAAAAAUUCUGACCAUCAUCGUGUAACUCAUAAAACUCUCAAAAGAAAAACCAAGUUACCACAACUUUUACGCAAUGCUUUAAAUAAUAGCGAUGAAGUUGAAUACUAUCAUCAAACUUUAAGUCUUCCAAGUAGUAAAUUAGAAAAGUUACAUUUCAUUAUUGGACAUGCAAUAAUUAAACCACAACUCAGAGAUGAAAUAUUUUGUCAACUUUGUAAACAACUUAUUGGAAAUCCAAAUAAGAGUUCAGUAGCAAAAGGAUGGAUAUUAUUGUCAUUGUGUCUUGGUUGUGUUCCACCAAGUCGAAAGUUUGAACAAUUUCUUCGAACUUUUAUUCGAAGUGGUCCUGAACAAUUUGCUGAAUUCUGUGAACAAGCUUUAGAUAGAACUCUUAAGAACGGAGCUCGAAAACAACCACCAUCUUGGCUUGAACUUCAAGCCAUUCGAAAACGCUGUCCGAUGACCUUGAAUUUCUUUCUUCUGGAUGGAAACACAAAAAGACUUCAAAUUGACUCAAGUUCAACUUCUAAGGAAGCUGUUGAUCAGCUUGCCGAAAAUAUGGGUCUGACUGAUAGUUUCGGCUUCUCGAUUGUUAUAAGCCUCUUUGACAAAACUUUGUCGCUUGGUUGUGAAAAUGAACACAUAAUGGAUGCCAUUUCGAAUUGUGAACAAUACGCUAAGGAACAGGGUCAAGAUGAACGAAAAGCUCCGUGGAAGUUAUUUCUUCGGAAGGAACUUUUUUCUCCUUGGUAUGAUCCAUCGCUUGAUCAACUAGCAACACAUUUGGUCUACAAACAGGUUACUCGGGGACUGAAUUUAGGAGAGUAUCGGUGCAAAUCGGAGAAAGACGUCGCUAUGUUAUGUGCUAUUCAGUACUUUAUAGAAUACGGUCCAACUAUUGAUCCAAAUAUUCUUCAUACUAUGAUAAAUGACUGCGUUCCGAAAGACUUUCUAUCGGCUGGUGAAAGAGCUUACAAUACCUGGGAAAACCUCAUUACCGACGUUUUUAACAAAGUCAAUUACUCUGGAAACAAUAUUUCCAAAAACUCUGCCCGAGAAGAUGUAGCAAUUUAUGCACAUUUAACCUGGCCAAUGGUAUUUUCGAGAUUUUUCGAAGCUUUCCGAACAAGUGGUCCAAGACUUCUUAGCGAUAAUCUUGUGAUUUCUGUAAAUUCUUUAGGAGUCUAUUUCAUUGAUGAAUUCGAACAGAUCUUAGCUGAAUUAUCAUAUCCUGAAAUUCAUUCAGUACUUUCAGUAGAUGAAGAUGAACUACAAAUUAACACAAUUCAAAAAGAAGACUUCACUUUUAAGUGUCACGAAUCGAAAGUUGUUUGUGAUCUUAUCAAUUUUAUACUCGAUAAUCUUAAAAAUCGUUCAAAAUAUGCAAUUGUAGUUGAAGAUUAUAAGCCAUCUAGUAGAGCUACAGAUCAUUUAAGUUUAGUUAAAGGUGAUUUAGUGAUUUUGGAGAAAGGUAUUACAGGAGAAAUGGUGAUGGAUAAGGAGAAUCGUUGGGCUCAAGGUGAAUGUAAUGGAGUUAGAGGAGCUUUUCCAACAGAAACUGUUUAUGUUGUGGCAACAUUGAAUAGACCUUCGGAUAUGGUUUUGGAGAUUUUUAAGGAAAGCGAUUUAAGAAACAAGGAAUUGAAUAUCUCGAGUUAUACAACUGUACAACGGAAGAGAAUGCAUACUUUGAAGAAAUUUGCUGAAUACUAUUUCCGACCGAACAUCAGUGAGCCAUUCUAUUUUGAAACACUUGAUGAACUUUGGAGUCAUUCUGGAGAUCCUAUUAGAGCGCCAUUACUUAAAAAGCUUCAAAGAGAUCGUGAGCUGAUCGAAAAAUCUGUGCUCAUCUUUAGUUCCAUUUUAAAGUAUAUGGGUGAUAUUCCUCGUGGCAAACAGCCAGUCGACACAGAUCUUAUCUUUGGAUCAGCCCUCGAAAAUGAACACCUUCGUGAUGAGCUCUAUUGUCAACUUAUGAAGCAACUAACCGAUAAUCGAGUUCUAUACAGUGAAGAACGUGGCUGGGAUCUAAUGUGGCUUGCAACAGGAGUCAUGUAUCCCAGUUCUUUAGUGUUGAAAGAACUUUUUCUAUUUCUACGAAGUCGAAGUCAUCCUUUAGCCGUGGAAUGUUUAAAAAGAAUUCGUAAAACUCUUGCCAGUGGUCAACGAAAAAAUCCACCUUUUGUACGAGAGAUUGAAGCUAUACAAAAACGUUCAACGAAAAUUUAUCAUGAAAUACAUUUUCCGAAUGACACAAGUGAAAAACUUGAAAUACGAUCUUCAACUCGAGGUUUCGAACUUUGUUCAAUAAUUGCUAAACGUUUUGAUUUGAAAUCCUUGGAAGGAUUUAGUUUAUUUGUUCGAAUUUGCGACAAAGCAUUUUCUAUUCCAGGAAAUGAGUACAUAUUUGAUUUUAUCAGUGAAUUGAUGAAAAGUAUGAAGGAAGUCAUGACUGGUCGAACACUCGAAAAUAACAUUUUUCCAUAUGAGUUAUAUUUUAUGAAGAAACUCUGGUUGGCAAUCACACCUGGAAAGGAUCUUAAUGCAGAUUAUAUCUUCCAUUAUUCACAAGAAGUUCCAAAAUAUCUUCAUGGAUAUUACAAUAUAUCAACUAAAAAAGGAGCUUAUAUCGCUGGGAUUUUAUAUCGCAUUCAAUAUGGCGGAAAUAUGGUACCGUUGCAUAGAAUUCAUGAAGUUCUACCGAAACUUCUGCCGGUAGAUGUGAUUGCUUUGGAAAAAAGUAACGAUUGGAAGACAGAAAUAACUAAAGUUUUACAAGAACUUGGAAAUCUAGAUGAAGCUCAAGGAAAAAAUAUGUUUUUGGAAGAAAUGUCAAAAUUCGAGAUGUUUGGUUCAACAUUUUUCCUGGUUAAACAAACUAAUGAUCACAGUUUGCCAGAAACUCUAUUGAUUGCAAUUAAUUUAAAGGGAUUUCAUAUUAUUGAUCCAAAAACAAAGGAAACUCUUCAAAAGUAUGAAUACUCAGAGCUAAGUCUUUGGAGUUCGGGCAAUACGUUUUUCCACAUUCGUUUUGGUAACAUGAUUGAUGCUUCGAAGUUACUUUGCUGUACAACUCAAGGCUAUAAAAUGGAUGAUUUGUUGUCAUCUUAUAUGAAGUAUUUAAACGAUCAACAUUAUUGAACUUUGAAGAUCAAUAAAAAUUCAAAAAUUGAUUAUUUUGAGAAUUCAAA